Messenger RNA from Cryptosporidium ubiquitum, 564 nucleotides. Its product is annotated as 60s ribosomal protein L17. Bases 1 to 564 code for a protein of 187 amino acids. The transcript has a single exon. The record is from RefSeq and is a predicted model, not a curated record. Gene Ontology annotation, biological process: cytoplasmic translation. Gene Ontology annotation, molecular function: structural constituent of ribosome. Gene Ontology annotation, cellular component: cytosolic large ribosomal subunit; ribosome. Lineage: Eukaryota; Apicomplexa; Conoidasida; Eucoccidiorida; Cryptosporidiidae.
AUGGUUAGAUAUGCUGUGAAACCGGACACUCCCUCUAAAAGCGUAAUUUGCAAGGGUACUGAUCUUCGUCUCAGUUACAAGAAUACUUAUGAGACAGCAACUGCCAUCAAAGGAAUGUAUCUACUAGAUGCUCGCCAAUAUUUAUUGGAUGUAAUUGCAAAGAAGAGGUGCGUUCCAUUCAGAAGAUACAACGGAGGUGUUGGAAGAACUGCAAAGGCGAAUGAAUUCAAGCUUACUCAAGGAAGAUUUCCAGAAAAGUCAUGUAGAUUCUUAUUGGACCUUUUACAAAACGCAGAAAGUAACUGUGACAUGAAGGGUUUAGAUGUUGACCGUCUUAUGCUCGUUUCUGCCGUAAUCACUCAUGCUCCAUUCAACAGAAGAAGAACUUUCAGGGCCCAUGGGCGUAUUACUCCUUUCAAAAGUCAGCCAUGUAAUAUCCAACUCAUUUUCAAAGAGAUAGACGAUGCAGUAGAGCAGCCAAAGAAUAUCGAGGGCCAGAAGGUUAUUAAGCUCACAAAAAGACAGUUAGCUCGCAGAAAAUUACGUGUAGGUUCCAAAAAUUAG